AUGAGCGUGGACGUGAGCAAGCCGGGCGCCAGUGUGCCCGUGCACCGCGUGCGCUUUGUCGAUUGGAGUCCGUCAGCUAUUACGGCGCUGGCACUAUCGCCAGUCGCAUGGACGGAAAGCGCCGCUGCCGGCCGAUCUGUGCUAGCGAUCGGACGUGACAAUGGCAACAUUGACCUGUGCACAUGGUGCGAGGGCCAAUCUGGCUCGAUUGCUCAGGGAUGGUCGCCUGUAUGGACUUUGCUGGGUGAAGAGAAUUACAAAAUCGAGUCUCUUGCCUUCACGGCGUCAGCCUCACAUCUCCGUUUGUUUAGCACUUCGGGCGGUAGUAUUGUCUCUGAACACUUUUUGCCCUCAUCUCUGACAGGCCAACAGGCUGCGGACACGAGAACACCGACGCGCACGCUAUCUUCUCAUGGCGGUGCUAUUUGGAGCAUGGCUGCCAGUCCCACGGGCAAGUUUCUCGCGAUCGGGUGUGAAGACGGCGUCGUGCGCCUCAUUGACGUGGCAGGUGACGCAUUUGAGCAUGUGGGCACAGGCAUGCAUGUGGCACCACGCAUGACGCGCGUGGCGAGUCGUAUUCUGAGCCUGGCAUGGGGCCCACCGCGCCGCCAGAUGGCCACGUCAAAUGACUCGGACGAUGAUGAUGACGAGGCCUGGCGUGAUACGUAUCUGUUGGGUGGUCUCGGCAAUUCGACGGCGGCCGUCUGGGACGUCCCGACUGGCCAGCUGAAGUCGCGCCUGACUGUGCUGAAGAAUCGACAGGAGCACACGAUCGUAUGGAGCGUCGCCGUGCUGCGGGACGGCACACUUGUGACAGGCGACUCGACAGGACGUGUCACCUUCUUUGAUGCACGCACACGUAUCCCUAUACCUGGUGCCACUUUCCAGAGCCAUACGGCCGGUGCCGAUGUGCUAACCCUCUGUGUCAGCAGUGAUGCGCGCGCCGUGUACAGUGCAGGCGUCGACCAAAAGGUUGUGGAAUACACGCAUGUCGGGCACGCAUGGGCCCAUACUGGUACAAGGCGUCUACAUGCGCAUGAUAUCCGUGCCCUGGCGAUGGACCCGCCACUGCAACUCGGACCCGUGCCCUCACCUUCCCGCGUCCCCAUUCUUCUCAGCGGCGGUCUGGAUUUUCAGCUCGUGCUAACCCCUGCCUCUCAUGCAUCGUGGCGCGCACCAAACCACAAUCCUGUAUCUUCGAGUGUAUCGACGUCUUUCGCGGACACCGUCCAACGGCGCGUCUCUUUCGUGCCCGCACAUGCUCGCGAUAGUGUCGUGGGCGUCGCACCGCUUCAUCGCUGGAUCAUGUUGCGUCGCGAGCGCAGUGUGGCCAUAUGGGCACUUCGCGACGAGUCGUGGAGCAAGGUGUGGGAGCUGGAGCUUCGUAUGCACUCAAAUCUUGGUGCAGCUGCCAUCAGUGCAGAUGGCCGCUUCCUGGCUGCCUCGGACCUUUAUGAAACCAGGCUGUACGACCUUGGCUCAGGCACGCCACGACGCAUUCGCUCUUUGGGCGAGGCCGUGCAUGGCCGUAAUGCCCCAGCGCCUGGUGCCUCGGCGCUGGCAUUCACGCCAGAUUGCACGCGUCUAGUGCUUUGUACGGCGCAUGGCUCGUUUGUGCAUGUGUUGCAGCUGCCAACUUCGAGCGAAGCGCCGCAUCUACUGCGGUCAUUUGCACAGCAUCGCACAACACGCACGGCUCUUGAUGGUCGUGUGCUGAGCGGGGGACACGGCCAGGCUGCUGCCACGCCGACACCCAUUGUGUUGGCCGCUGUCUCGUCCGAUGGCCAAUGGCUCGUCACGGCAGAUACCGCGCGACGCAUGCACGUCUUUCAUCUCGAUACACUGUCGCACCAACGUGCGCUUGCGACGCCGGCUUAUGUGCCGAGCGGUGCAUGCUUUCAUCCUACACACCCAAGUCUGCUUGCGUUGGUGCUGCCCACAAACCAAGUCUCAUUCUACGAUCUCGAGGCCGAUGGCGAGGCACCUGCAUGGGAAGCAGCGCUCCGUCGUGAUCUUGAUGCUGCGCUUUCUCGCAUUCGCGAGCCUGUGGUGGGAUGCACUUGGCUGCCGGGUCCCGACGGCCACGCCUCACUCUGUGUCUAUGGCCCGACGUGGAUCUGCACGGCACGACCUCUCACGACGCUUUCACGCACCUCACGCAAGAAGCGGCGCAGUGGGCAUGUGGUCGAGAGCGACGAUGCAUGGUCCGUGCGUACGACGUUCCGCUACCAACCACUGCUCUACGCGGGUGUUUUGCCCUCGCCUAGUGGCUCUGAACUGCUCGUCAUAGAGCGGCCGUACUUUGCGCUUGCGCCGACGCUGCCACCGGCCUUUUACCGUGGUGCCAAGUAUGGUAUGUAG
This is a messenger RNA of Malassezia restricta, 2361 nucleotides long. Its product is annotated as U3 small nucleolar RNA-associated protein 4. The transcript has a single exon. Lineage: Eukaryota; Fungi; Basidiomycota; Malasseziomycetes; Malasseziales; Malasseziaceae. Gene Ontology annotation, molecular function: RNA binding; protein binding. The record is from RefSeq and is a predicted model, not a curated record. Gene Ontology annotation, cellular component: t-UTP complex; small-subunit processome; 90S preribosome. Bases 1 to 2361 code for a protein of 786 amino acids. Gene Ontology annotation, biological process: maturation of SSU-rRNA from tricistronic rRNA transcript (SSU-rRNA, 5.8S rRNA, LSU-rRNA).